Molecule: messenger RNA, 8832 nt
Organism: Lepidothrix coronata (blue-crowned manakin)
Lineage: Eukaryota; Metazoa; Chordata; Aves; Passeriformes; Pipridae
Gene: CMTM4
Product: CKLF like MARVEL transmembrane domain containing 4
Exons: 4
Coding region: 1-633 (210 amino acids)
Cellular component (GO): membrane
Source: RefSeq, a predicted model, not a curated record
AUGAGGAACGGCGAGGACCUGGAGGGCUUCGACGGCGAGGCGUCCAGCGCCUCCAUGAUCUCGGCCGCCAGCAGCCCCUACCAGCCCACCACCGAGCCCGUCAGCCAGCGCCGCGGGCUGGGCGGCCUCCGCUGCGACCUGGACUACCUGCGGGGCACCCUGGGCAGGAUGAAGGUGGCCGAGGUGGUUUUGGCGCUGACGGCGUUCAUCUGCAUCGAGACCAUCAUGGAAUGCUCCCCCUGCGAGGGCCUGUACUUCUUUGAGUUUGUGAGCUGCAGUGCCCUCGUGGUCACCGGGGCUCUCCUGCUUUUGUUCAGCCUAAACCUUCACACGAGGAUACCACAGAUCAACUGGAAUCUCACUGAUCUGGUCAACACUGGACUCAGCACUUUCUUCUUUUUCAUUGCCUCUGUAGUACUUGCUGCUUUAAACCAUAAAACUGGAGCAGAAAUUGCUGCUGUGGUGUUUGGUUUCCUGGCAAUGGCAGUGUAUGCUGUGAACACGUUCCUGGCUGUUAGGAAGUGGCGAGUGAACAGGCAGCAGAGCAGCCGACAGACCAGCGACUACAUCCGUGCUCGGACAGAGUCCAGGGAGGUCGUUCAUCGCCCGGAGAUCCAGCGCCUGGACGCGUGACAGACCUUCCAGGGGGGCUGCAAAGGGAAAACAAGUGCUUGACUCCCUCAUGGAAUAAGGGUUUUUUCUGUAUUUACGGAGGAAAAGGAAGAUCAGAGGGUGGCAGAGGAUGCCCAGCCCUGUGUGUGUGCCGUCGGGUCAGGAGCUGUUGGCUGGAGGCAGGAAAUGGUCAUUCAAAAGGAAGAUCCGUUCAAGAUCUCUACAUAUGUAUAUGCAUAUAUUAUAUAGCUUAUAUAAUAUAUUUUAUAUAUAUGUUUUGAAGUAUGUUACUGUUCUGGAUUGACUGCACAGUGGUUUCCUUCCCUCUCUGGAGCUCCGUGUUCUUCGUCUGCCGCAAACACUCGGGACCAGCACCCCCAGCACGCCUGGCUUGGCUCACACGGGAGAGGAACCCACCAGAAGUGAUUUCAUACCCCCAGGAGGAGGUGAGGGGCAAACAGCAAUAACUUCAGCCACGUCCCCUGUCCAGCAAACUGUGUCUGCCCAUCCCCACAGAGCCCCAUCCGCAGGAGCUCCCGUGGCACACUCGGCUGGAGGAGCUGGAAAGCAUUCCUGGUGUUUGGGGUGGGUCCUGUGCCCACUGCAGUUCCUGUGUGUUUGGGGUGGGUCCUGUGCCCACUGCAGUUCCUGUGUGCCCCUGGCCAGCUCUGAACUCGUGUGCAGUUGCUGGGGGUCCUUGGGAUGCACCAGUGCAAGGAGGUGGUUCUGUGCUAAUGGUGGGAUAUGUUCUCUUUUUCAUUCCAAAAUGGGAGACAGGUGGAGAAAAGGGGUUUGAAGGACACAGUAGAGAAAGAAAGGGUUGUCAUCCAAUAGACUUAAUUCCAGCUAUGGCUUUUUUUUUUUUUUUUCCCCCUUUUUUUUUUUUUAUUUUAAGGUUCAACAUUUCUAGAAGUUCUUGCUAGAGAACUUGCUUUCUCUUCAAGCCCAGGGUAAGCAAGAACUAGCAAAAAAUUAUGUGCUUAUAAAGUGUUUCUAAGGUUGCAAAGUCGUGAUUCAUGUAAGAGAAAUAUUUCUUUUUGGAAGGAUGGUGGUUCUAAAAUUAAAACCAUUGGUAGUAGGUAAACCUGAUUUCAUUUUUUUUGAAGUAGAUGUUUCUGCAGAUUUUUCCCCAAAAUGUUUCUUUGGAAAAUGAAUUUAGCUAAUUGGAAGAUAAUAUGGUUGUAUUGAUUUGUUUAGAAAUAGUUUUACCUAACUGAAAUUUUCUUAUUUUGAUUGUACUUCCAGUGAAUGAAUUACAUUUUUCUUUACUUAAACCUCAAAUUCUGUUCCUAAUAAUACUGUAAUAUUAUUAGGAAGACGUCUCUUGAUAUUUUUCUGUUUCUUUGCUUGGUGUUUUUGUCUGUGUAAUUCAUUAUUUGGCAUUUGCCUGCCUGCAUGUCACAUGAAGACAUUGUGGGGGAGGAGAUGUCUGGAGCUGAAUUCCUUUCUGGUGUGAGGAAUAUGAAAAUCCAUGGGAUUAGUGGGACUGAGUGACUGUCUGCCAUGUAUGCCUGAAUCUGUGUUCUGAUGUAGCUGUACUCUGCAGGUACCUGGAGCCUUAAGAAAUAGGUUGUGUUUUAACCAUGAAAACCAGGUUACACCAACCAGGAGAUCAGUAGAGGUGCCUGGGAUUUUUAAUGCUGGAGGGAACUGGGGUAGGGACAGGUGUGACCCUAAUUCUGCAGUGUUCAAAUUGAGAGCAGAGAUUUAUCUUGAUGUGUGGGGAAAAAAGGUGACAGAGGUGAUGUCUUUGAAUUUUCAGUGCACUGACAUCUGCAAUACAUUUCACUUGGGUGGCUAAGAUGGAGAUUAAAAUUCAGAGUUACUGAUGGUUUUAAAGAAAAUUUGUAUUUUCUUAGUGAGCAGUGGUUUAUCAGUUCUGUAGUAACAUUUUAUUGUGCUUUGUUGGAAGUUAAUGCCAAAGGGGUCAGUUCAAAAGAAGAUUGAAUCCUGUAAGCCUGGUGCUGGGUUUAGAACAGAGGCAUUUUAUUGUGGGGGUGUCUCACCAGGGUUGCUGUGCAUUCCUUGAGCAGGAAAUGACAGUUCCAUGUUCAGUGGUAAGAGUUUGUUAUUGCCAGUGGAGUUGUUCCAGCCCUGUGUUUGUCAGCACUGCCUGGCACAGUUUGCAAGGAGAGCUUGGAGAUACUUUUGUAGAGAGUUUGUGUGUAGAGAUUUGGUCAAUUUUUAAUAACUGGCAGUAAAAAACCUAAAGAACCUUUUUAAAAGUAGCACAAGCAUACCUGGACUGGAAUUGUAAACUGGCAUUAAAGCAGUUUGUAUAAGGACUGUAAAAAACCCCAAACAAAACAAAAAAAAACAACCCAAAACAUCCCCCACCAAAUCCAAAAGUGAACCCAAACCACCUACUAAAUACAAAAUAUCGUUCUCCAGAAAAUCCAUGUGUUUGGAGUGGAACUCCCACCUGAAAUCAAGGAACACAAGUUGGGGGAUGUGUGGCAAAGGCUUUUUGUCCCUUUGCUGGCUGAUGGCAGUGAUGGGAUGGAGGAUUCCUGGGUCCCCCCCUGUGCUCCCUGGGCUCAUCCUGGUUGUGGCAGAGCUGUGGGAGGCCUUGUCCCUCUAUAAAUUUAGGAAUUUGGUGUCUUUCAAAUCCCUGCACGUUUCCUUGCCUAGAAAAGGGAUGACUUCACUGAGUUUUCCUUGGAGUGAGGUCACAGUUACCUUUUAGCUGCAGUGACAAGUGCAGGAGUGGUACAGUUACACUUCCAAUAAAGUGUAAUCCUUGGGCACCUAUUAUAAUAUACUGGAAUGGCUUUGAGGGCUUUUACAUGUUUUCUUCAGCUGAAAAUGCCAUUAUUUCCAUCAUGACUUGAGCUUAGCAGAGCAUUAAUUUUAAAAUUACUGAUUCACUUUGUAAAACAAAAGCAACUGUAAAUCUGUAAUUUCUUUAUAUUUGGGACCAAAGAUGAUUUUAGUAUUGUACAGAAUAUACUUUCUAGAAGAUCUUAAGCACUUAUUACUCUGCAGAGACAUUAUUUUCUAUUUGGAUUAUAUAGAAGGGAAAUAAAAUAGCUGUGAGAGACAACUAAAUUUGAAAUAUUAGGAUCAUUUGAUGUAUACAUGGUUCAUUCCUCCCUGACUUAAUUUUACACAGAGGUACUAUUUUAAGACUGUUGUCCAAACUGCAGUCAUCACAAAAAAUCUUAUGAGAAGAAAAUAGGAUAGAAAGUUUUAAUUUUUUUUUAACUUGUUUAGAAAAGUGACAUUAAAUUGCUUCUCUCAGCCAGUUAGUCUUGCUUAUAAUUGCUAGCACAGAGGGAUAGAUUUUUUUAAUCCUUAAAAGUGCUGUUUAUCUCCAUAAAGGGACUCAAAACCCACUGUAAAUAGAACUAAAUCAGAGCUAAACAGUUGAACCUUGUAGGAACGGGCUGCUUGAGACUGUAGCGGUUCAGAUCAGUCCUCUUUGGUCCAACCCAGCCCUCAGACAGGGAAUCUCUGUAUUUCUGGGUGUAGAACUGACUGGGAAUUUUGCCACCUAUGCACAGAUAUCAGAAUAUUAAACAAUAGGAUCUGACUGGAGCAAGAGCCUAGGAAUGGUUGUACAGCAUUGCAGGAAUCUGUACUUUCCUGCUCUGUGUUCAGCUCAGCUCUGUCAGGCUCAGCUGUGUGUCACACGUCCUUGUGCUGUGCAAAGGCUGCACCAGGAAUUCCUGAACCACAGGCAGGAGCUGAGGGAAGAGUCUCAGCAAAGCUGAUUCCUUCCUCCUGCCCCCGUGUUCCCUGGAUUUGUACAUUGGUGCCUCAUGGAUCCAAUGCUUUCAUAACAAUUCCUGUUCAGCCUUGUCGUUGCUCUGGGCAGGGUCUGUGUCAGGAGGAGCAGCACCCAGUGUCCCCAUCCCUGUGACUCUGGGGCUCUUUCCUUUCCUGCUGGUUUGUGAGGCUGGCUGUGCUGGGGAAGUGUUCUCCAUUCCCGUGGGAUUGUGGAAGGGAGCUGGUGUUCUCCAUGUGUUUAGGACUUCUGGUAGAAGCCACACACUUAGAGGUUGAGAGAAUUAAAGAUUCUCUCUCUGCCUUUUUUGUGAGACAAGGUCCCAGCUCCAGAGCUCCCAUGUCUGUGUUUCAUCCUGGGCUCUGUGUUGGGAAGCACAGCAGCAGCAGUGCUCUGUGCCUUGGAAGCAACUCCUCAUCCUUCACCUGUAAGAUGCCUCUUCCAAAGCAUUUCAGUGAAAGGAUCAGUGUGUGGUGCUGCUUCCCAGGCUCUGUCCCCUGUGUUGCCCUGUGCAUCUCAGAGUUCUUCCCUUUGUCUGUGUUUCGUUGUUGAUUCCACAGAGGAAGGGAAAGUUUCCACUCUUCCCUAAGAUAAUUGUUUAGUUUUCUUUCUUUCAUGACUGUUGUCCCUUCCUAACACUUGGGGUUCUUGCCAUGCUGUGGAUCCCAGCAGCAGAACUGAAGAGCUCCAGGCUGCAUUGGGACUGUUAGGAGGGAAUGAACCACUAGUUUUUCAUGAACUUUAAUGUCCCUACAUGAAUUUGGUAUUUGUCACCUCUGUGCUAUUUAGGGCAUGUGCAGGCACAGCAAAUGCUUACCCAAUAUGUGGUUUUAUUGAUGCAACCUUUUCCCCCUCUUCCUUAGUCUUGUUCUAUGUCUGUUGUUUUCUUGUCUCAUGAGAACUUUGUAAACAUUUCUUCUUGUUUUCUUUUGUGAGGAAAAACUCUCACCAAAAAUCUAAAAUAAGGAAGUUUUUAGGGCAUAAUUAAAAACCAAACCCAAACUUAAUAGCAAUUCAGAUAGUGUAGAAAAUAAUAUCCUGUGUCCUGCUCAGCUGAGACACUGAACAGCUUUGUGCAUGAAAGAGUAUAAAGAACAGUUCUUGUGCUGGAAGCUCUGGAGCCAAACAUCCUCAGCAGGUAUUUAGGGUAAAUGAAAAGGUAGGGACCAUCUGAUUGGGAAUAUGAGAUAUGAGAAUGACUCUUAGCAAUCCAGUCCUUUCAAAGUGAUAUUUGAACAAUAAAAAUCCCAGCAGCAGAAGGAAAGAUGCUUCUGCAGUUCUUAAAGGAGAGGCAGACCUUGGAUCAGAGGUGUUUGCUCAGGAGGGCUCUGUCUGAGCAGACAGAGGUGUCCUGGGCAUGGAUUUUAAUUUAAAAAUGGUACUGAAAUCAGUACAAAAAUCAGAGGGAUGUUUGAAAGUACUUUGUAGAAAUGAUGCCGUAUUCCUCUCUGUGGUUUUGUAUAAAUUCAUUUUAACCAAAUACUCAGGAAAUCUCUGAGUUUUUUCCUGGUAUAUCAUUUUCCCUCUUAGCAUCUUGGCCACCUUGAUAGAUCUGUUUGACCAAGUCAGAGUGGUGCUGCCAACCUGAAAGGGUUUCCUUGUUUUGGUUCUUUUUUUUUUUUGUGUUGUCUUUUUUAAAUCUGUCUAUAAUUUAACCAUUGUAUGGUAAAAAUAAUCUUUAAAAAAUCUGCUUACACUGUGAUUUCUGAUAGCCUUUAAUCAACACAAUCUCAUUUUCUUUUGGGAUAUGCAGGUUUCAAAAGUGUUCUUAUAUAUGCCCAGAAAUUAAAGUUGUCUAUUUAUCAUAGGAAUGUGAUUAGGUAAAUCCAGAAUCCCAGUACAGCUCUUUCAUAUGUGCUGGAUAGAUGAGUUAGUUAAAUUGCCUUUUAAUCUCUAUGGGUUAAUAAAUAUUUUUUUAUAACUAGCCACAGAUAGUCCUUUUUAAAUUAUACUUGGCAAACAGAAGAUAUUUAAUUUUAUAUACAAUAUACAUAGUUACCAUGAUUGACAUAUUUAUAACGUAGAGCUUUGUGUUUACAAUGAAGGUUUUAUGGGGGUUUUUUUGGUUUUUUUUUUUUUUUUUUUUACCCAUGGACUUCAUGGGUGAAACUUUAAAAAGCCAGUUAGCAUAUAUGGGAGGAUAUGGAAACUAUUUCUUGGAUUCAGGAUGAGGACAUAGGAGCAUUUCAAAAAGCAGUGGCCAGAUUGUAGUAACAGAGUAUGUGGGGGGUUUCUUAUUUUUUGGUUGGGGCUGGUCCCUACAGCUGUUUUAAUAACAUCUGGAUGUGAGUAACAGAAUGGAAUAUGACCAUCUGCCUCUUCUGACUGUCCCAGGCUAUUGUGUGGAGUACAGGAAAUUUCAGGGUAUUGUAUUGUUUUGGACAAAUGUCUCAAUAGACAUAUUUAAUUAAAACCUUCAUGUGUUUGAAAGAAAACACCCUCUCUGAACUAGGCUGAUUUACCACUUUUGGUAACCUUUUAAUCCCAAAAGUAGUACUGUCUAAAUACUUUUAGUAAUGUUACAUCUGUCCUGAUGUCUACUGGUUUAAGUGGUUCUGGCACCCUUUUAUUACAACAAUUGCUACCUUCAUUUUUCUACUGUUUAUACUUUAAUCUUGAAUGUUUACUGGUUUCUACUUGUUGGAUAUUGUGGAGGGAGAGUGUACCUUAGCACUACAGAUCAUCCAGCUUUAACUCAUUCAUCACAGUUCUGGAGUAAGGAAAUAUUUUGAUUUAUAUAUUGUGGCCAAUCGAUUGCAUUUUAAAAUGAUUUCUGUACUUUAGGCACAACAUUUAUGACAUAACGAAUGACUUAGCUGAUCAUUAUAUCUGUCUAGACUUACUCUCUUCUGUGUUAGUGUCAUUUUGAAACUAUUUGUAUAUGUUGAAGUUUGUAAGGGUUCAGGAACCCACAAUAAAAUAGUAAAGUAUGUAUUUAUUUCUCAUUAUAACGCUCGAUUUUGAUUUGAAAGUUGACACUUUGUACGUCUUUUCACAGAAUUGUAAACAAAUACCGAAAAACUGCUUCACCUGGGGUGCCUUCCGUGUCUGGUGUGAACACUUGUCACUCACAGAAAUAGAGAUGUAAAUUUAUUAAACCAGUCAGCACUAUUUUUGUACCAUGGGUCCCUGAUGCAUCUCUGCCUUCCCUGUGCUUUGUUCCCACCACCCCCAGUCCGUGGCUGCUGCUCGUCCCUUCCCCGUGGGCACUCCCAGGGAAUCUGAUCCCAGGGUGUCCCUUUGCCCUGCCCUGCCCUCAGCUGCACUGGGGAUGGAGAUCAAGCACGUGGCUGCUGGAGGUGGAAGGUGCUCCAAAUUCUGUCCUUGAGGCUUGGGAGAGAUGCUCGGUGUGGGAAGUCUCCGUCCCUGGGACUGAUUCUGGGUCCUCUGCAGAAACACUGCAGGCCCAGCCUAAACAUUCUCCUUCUGCUAUCAAGUCAUGGUUUAUGGCACCUGAGGAGCAUCCAGGCCUGACCAAAAGGUUAUGCCAGGGCUGUAGGUCCUGUCCUGACAGAUCUGUAAUUGCAAACAGCUCGGAAGGAUUAGCUGAGACAGCAGGUUCCACUUUCUGGCCUGAGCAAAGGGGAUGCAGUUCCUGUUCCCAUGUGAGCACGAUGUGCUGUGUAACACCCUUGGUGCUUUGCUGUGGCAGUAAAACCUGUCCUGUGGAGUCCCAGCAGCUCUCCCUGCACAUCUGGGUGCACGUGCAGCACUGCCUGGUGUCUGGCCCUGGGCAGGUCCCCUUGGCCUCGGGGGCUGCAGCUCAGGGGUCCCUUUCUCACCAAGUCCUGAGCGAGGACUUCAGGAUAUCACAGGUUAGCACAUGUUCACACAGGGACAAUUUACAGCCCUGGGGGGUUUCCCACUGCUUUGGUGAGUUCUGGAGGUUCUCCAGGAGCACUUGGCCAGUUGGUGAAGCAGCUGUUUGUCACAGUGGUGCCUCCAGCUGUGCCCUCUGUGCCCAGUGGAAGUGCAGCAUCUUCCAGCUCUGUGUGUGAAAGUUGUUCUCUUGAUGCUUGACCAAUCUCAAUACAGGAAAACAGAACCUCCACCUUGUUCCUAUGCCAGUAACAAUUUUUCAGUCUGUUGGUGUUUCUUUCUGUUGGUGUCUGCUAAUGAAAAACACGAGCUGGAGAAUUGUAAUGUCUUGCAAUACAGAAAGCAGUCCUGUUUUUAAAAUCCAUUCUGUUAUAGCAUAAUUUAAAUGGUGUAUUUAUCAGUUUUAAAUGUCAUUUUGGUUUCCCAGUCUUUUGUAUAUGGGCACAAUACUUUUUGUAAAUUUUUUUUUUUAGUUGUCUUUCUGUCUUUUCUUUCUGGUCUUGGAAGAUUUGGGUUUUCACGGUACUCUUCUGAUCAUUCUUCAUAGUGGUAAAAGUCUGUAUUUUUGUAUGUAGGGAAAAUGGUAGUUUUCUAACACUUAGCCCAAUCAAUAUAGUAUGGAAUCAUUUGUGAAGGACUUCCUGUUUAAUAAAUGGACAUAUUAAAGUACUAAA